Messenger RNA from Paramecium sonneborni, 987 nucleotides. The record is from the annotation of a GenBank genome assembly. Lineage: Eukaryota; Ciliophora; Oligohymenophorea; Peniculida; Parameciidae.
UUAAAAUUAAUGCAAAAACCUACACAUUAUUCAUAUUCUUAAUCAUGUUGGAUUGUAUUUUAUCCGUAUGCCAUCAUUACAGCAAUUUGGUAUAUCAAAUAAUAAAAUUAGGAUACCAUUGACACUUCUUAUAGAGUAAUAUAUUAAGGAUGUAUUGAUGGUAACACUUGUUGUUGAUUUGAUUGCAACUUCAAUUGUUUUCAUUCAAUCUUAUAGAUAUAAGUAUAUAUAAUCUCAUUAUUAGUAAUACAUCAAUUUAUGAUUUCUAUUGGUAAAUCCCAGGAUUUUACUUAAUUAUUUAUUGGGUUUUUAGAACUCCAUAUCAACCAAAUAUUUGGCUUAUUAUUGUUCCAUUUGCUUACUUUAUCAGACAUAAUUAUAACUUUUUAUCUUUUUGGCCAGGAUUAACUUACGAAGAUUUUAGGUAUCCAGUGUUUAGAAAAAAAUUAAACAAUGAAUUUAUAUAUUGGGUUUUCAGUUAUUUUGGUUUACAUGUAGGACCUACUUUAAUGAUCUAUUUUGGUCUAUAUCCUACUUACUAUGCCUUAUUUGAUAGUGAUCAAGAUUAUAAUAAAUGUGUCUUUUAUUUUGGAGUCAUUUUUGCAUUUUCAGCUUUAACAAUAGAAACCAUAGCAGAUUUAUAAUUAUUUCCUUGGAGAUCUAGAAAAACAGAAGAAUUUAUUGAUGAAGGUUUAUGGAAAUAUUCAAGACAUCCUAAUUAUUUUGGUGAAUGUAUGUUUUGGUGGGGAUUAUUUAUUAUGACUUUAUCAUUUGGAUAUUAAUAUUGGUUCACUAUUAUAGGAGCAGUCAUUAUGCAAUCAUUGUUUCUAUUUUAUUCUAUUCCAGAAAUGGAAAAACACAUUCUAAGAAAGAGACCCAAAUAUUAUAUCUAAUAAAAAAGAGUAAGUGCUUUCUUUCCUUGGUUUAGAAAUGAAAAUGUGAAAUGAAAUAAAUUAAUUGAAAAAAUUAAUAUACAUUAUCAACGAG